CAGAGCGAGAGAGACAUGUUAGAGUGAGAGACAGUUACAGCCUGAAGAACGGCGGGGAGUCGGGGACGUUUGUCCCUUUUCAACUUUGGAAAAUGGGCUUUAUUGCCCUUCCAGCCAAGAGUAAAGCUAUUUUUAUCAAAGCAAAAGUCGUUAGGUACACAACGAACUCGAUUUGGUUCGAGUAGAUGCAUUUCUGCGAGAGUUAUUCGGAGUUUGAAAUGUGGGCGAUGGUGGUUUUGACGAGCGCGAGGUCUCCCCUCCUGUCGUCCAGGACAAGAUGGCAGCAGCGCAGGCAGACUGAGCAUGCUAUGGGUGCGUUAUAACUCCAUAACAUGUCCGGAGAAGUCCUGGAUUUUAUCAGUUGUUACACUCUGUGAAGGUAUGGCCUCACAAGUCUUGGUCUACCAACCACAUGUUUAUCAAACCCAGACAAGUGCCUUUUGUAGUGUGAAGAAACUUAAAGUAGAGCCCAGCAGCUGUGUUUACCAUGAGAGAGCCAACCCACGGACCUAUUUGAAUGGUAGAUCCUUCGGCGUUGUGCACUCUACGAAUAUCGUUCCUUCAUUUCAGAGAAAACACUCAGCGGCUGGGCGGAACUUUUCAUUGCAAGCCUUGAGUGACGUGAGAGGCGAACAGGACAAAGGAGUCGGGCUCACCUCACAGUGCAAGGGGGCACAGCAGGAGGGUGUGGGGUGUGGAGGAACAGCGGGGAGGGUGAGCGGACGGGACGGGGGCACCGCUGGCCAGAGAGGCAUAGGUGACAGCAGCAGCAGUGGCUGGACGAACUGCGACGAACGGAAAGAGCAGCAGGAGGAGGACAGCGACGAAGGUUUGAACUUGACAGAGAAAGCCCAGCGAUGUGGGCUGAAACGUAAGAGCGAAGACUUGGAGAGCCGCCGAAGCGCCAUGCAGAUAGUGGAGGAUCUGUCCAUGUUGCCUGCGAUGUUGCAAACGAAUGUGGGGAACCCAGCGGCAGGGGGUGGGCCCAAGCCAGGUGGGGGAGGGGCUGGGCCCGGGGGUGGUGAAGGGGAUUACCAGCUGGUUCAGCAUGAGGUUUUGUGCUCCAUGAAGAACACCUAUGAGGUGCUGGACUUCCUGGGCCGGGGCACUUUUGGGCAGGUGGUCAAAUGCUGGAAGCGUGGUACAGGUGAGGUCGUGGCUGUGAAGAUCCUGAAGAACCACCCGUCAUAUGCACGCCAGGGUCAGAUCGAGGUGGGCAUCUUAGCACGGCUGAGCAGUGAAAACGCUGAUGAACACAACCUGGUGCGUGCCUACGAGUGCUUCCAGCACCGCAGCCACACCUGCCUGGUGUUCGAGAUGCUGGAGCAGAACCUGUAUGACUUCCUGAAGCAGAACAAGUUCAGCCCGUUGCCUUUGAAAGUCAUCCGGCCCAUAUUGCAGCAGGUGGCCACGGCCCUGAAGAAGCUGAAAUCUCUGGGCCUCAUCCAUGCCGACCUGAAGCCAGAGAACAUCAUGCUGGUAGACCCGGUGCGUCAGCCCUACAGGGUGAAGGUCAUAGACUUUGGCUCAGCCAGUCAUGUCUCCAAAGCUGUGUGCUCCACGUACCUGCAGUCGCGGUAUUACAGGGCUCCGGAGAUCAUCCUGGGGUUGCCGUUCUGUGAGGCCAUCGACAUGUGGUCACUGGGCUGUGUCAUCGCAGAGCUCUUCCUUGGCUGGCCGCUCUACCCAGGCGCGCUGGAGUAUGACCAGAUCCGUUACAUCUCUCAGACGCAAGGCCAGCCGGCUGAUCACCUGCUGAACGUGGGCACGAAAACGAGCCGCUUCUUCUGCAGGGAGUCGGACUCCCCGUACGCUUCGUGGAGACUUAAGACGACUGAGGAGCACGAGACUGAGACGGGCAUGAAGUCAAAGGAAGCGAGGAAGUACAUCUUCAGCUGUUUGGAUGAUGUGGCGCAUGUGAACUUGGUGAUGAAUUUGGACGGAGGUGACUUGUUGGCAGAGAAGGCUGACAGGAGAGAGUUUGUCGGCCUCCUGAAGAAGAUGCUGUUGAUAGAUGCAGAGAAGAGGAUCGUUCCCGCUGAGGCCCUGUGCCACCCCUUCGUCACCAUGCAGCACCUGCUGGACUUCCCCCACAGCAACCAUGUCAAAUCAUGCUUUCACAUUAUGGACACAUGCUGUUGUCGUUCCAACACCUACGAUGUCAUCAACCGCAAUAAGGCUCCGUUCAUGAGGCCUGUGGGCUCCAGCAGCACGACCAACCUGACCGUGGCCUUUAACAAGAUGGCUGCGGUCCAUACACAGGCUUUAGCACCAUCUGCUCCCAGUGUGAUGCAUCCUGGGAUACCGCUGCAGACAGGAAGUGCUCAAUUUGGCUGUAAUGAUUCCUUCCAGCAAACGCUGAUCCUCUGUCCCCCAGCCAUUCAAGGAAUCCCCCCAAACCCAAACAAGCCAACAGGAUACCCGGUACGGAUGGAGAACGCCCUGCCGCUGGUCAGUCAGGCCCCCGCAAUACAGCCGCUGCCCAUCCAGCCGGGAGUCCUUGCACAGCAGACAUGGUCUAACCGGGCCCAGCAGAUCUUGGUCCCAGCCUGGCAGCAGGUGGCACCGGUGGCUCCCCCCUCCACAACACUGGCGUCUGACACUGUGGCUGGCCCACAGAGACUGGGGGAUUGGGGGAAAGUGAGGCCCCAUGGCAGCCAUUACAGCUCCAUGAUGGCCCAGCCUCUUCUGACCAACCAAAUGAGCAUGACAGCCCACCAGCCAAUCAGCAUAGGCAUCGCACAUGUGGUGUGGCCGCAGCCCACCGCCACCGCCGGCAAGAGGAGCAAGCCCUGCCAAAACAGGGUGAACACUUUCAUACACAACACCAAUGCCCAAAACUCAGCGUGCCAGUCCCCAAAGAUAGCGGACCCAGUGAAGAGCGUGCAGGACGGCCGGCCUGGCGUGGGGCAGGAAGCGGAGCCCGAGCCGCCCCCGGAGGUGGGCAGGGAGGCCGAGGGGCAUGAAGCAUCCCAACAGCAGCAGCAGCAACAGCAGCAGCAGCGUCAGGCCAUCGUCAUCGCAGACUCACCCAGCCCCGUGCUCAGCGUCAUCACCAUCAGCAGUGACACUGAUGAGGACGCUGACACCACUCAGAGGCACUCGCUGGGGGAGUGUAAGGGCAGCCCAGACUGUGAGGCGUGUCAGAGUACCCUGAACAUGGAGCGUGUCUGUUCCCUGAGCAGCCCGGAUAGCACGCUGAGCACCAGCUCGUCCGCAUCGGUGCAGUCCAGCCCGUCUCCGUGCAAAAGGCCUAACAGCAUGUCUGACGACGAGCAGGAGAGUGGCUGCGACACGGUGGACGGCUCCCCGGCCUCCGAUUCGUCGGGUCGGAGUGACAGCCCCUUCAUGGAGCAACGCUACAUCGAGAGCAACCAGAACCGGUCGGGUCGCGAGGCCCGCGUGUCGCCCGAGGUGGAGGCCAGCAAGCCCGGCGUUCGCACUAUGGUGGUGCCGCCCAUGCGGGUGCAAAACGGCAACAGCAUGGCUGACGAGCAGAUGGCCAACACAGUCUUAGACACCUCGUGCCAGUCCAGGGGGCGCUGUGGCCUUGGCCGGCUGAACCUCCACUCCACCCCGCUCCUCAACCGGCAGCAGAAGAUGACCUGCGCAUUCCAGCAACAGCAGCAGCAGGCUCUCGGCUUUGGGCAGGUCCAACACUUCGGCUCCUGCCACCAGGAGUGGAACGGAAACUACAGCCACCGCCGGCAGCAGGCCUACGUGCCCCCCUCGGUGCCCGGGCACACCUUCACCCUGCCCCACGGCAGCCCCAACCACACUACAGCGCACCCGCACCUGGGGGGCCCCCAGCCCGCGCUGCUGUCCUACCCCCCCGCAGCGCCCCUGGUCACUGCCGCGCCAGUGACCCACAUCCUUGCAUCACCCUGCACCACGCGGCCCGUCCUGCAGCCGCCUUACAGCAUUUCCCACCCGGGUGCCAUCCUGCACCAAGUGACUGUGGGCAUCAACCCACGCCUGCUACCCUCCCCCACCAUCCAUCAGAGUCAGUUCAAGCCUCUCUUCCCCCCCCACUCCUACAUCGCCUCUCCCGCUUACGCUGGCUUCCCCCUCAGCCCCCCCAAACUCAGCCAGUACCCCUACAUCUGAGCUCUGGGCCGGUCCCCAAGCAGGCCGGCCCGGCCCCGUCCCUGAGCAGCCUGCGCCUGCGGAGGCAGGGGCUACCGGAGAGCAACGUGGUUUUCAUCUCCAAAGCCAUGGCACAACAGAAAAACAACCUAUUUUUUGAAUCAUGUAGACUUGGGUGCAAUUGAAACUUUGAGCUUUAAAGAGUUAAUGAAAAAGAAUAAAUCAAACUCACUUUUAA
Paramormyrops kingsleyae is the source of this 4324-nucleotide messenger RNA. RefSeq names its product homeodomain interacting protein kinase 3a (gene hipk3a). Gene Ontology annotation, cellular component: PML body; nucleus; cytoplasm. Gene Ontology annotation, biological process: peptidyl-serine phosphorylation; peptidyl-threonine phosphorylation. Gene Ontology annotation, molecular function: protein tyrosine kinase activity; ATP binding; protein serine/threonine kinase activity. NCBI's taxonomy places the organism in Eukaryota, Metazoa, Chordata, Actinopteri, Osteoglossiformes, Mormyridae. The record is from RefSeq and is a predicted model, not a curated record.